Molecule: messenger RNA, 3496 nt
Organism: Nylanderia fulva
Lineage: Eukaryota; Metazoa; Arthropoda; Insecta; Hymenoptera; Formicidae
Product: daughter of sevenless
Biological process (GO): signal transduction
Cellular component (GO): cytoplasm
Molecular function (GO): signaling adaptor activity
Source: RefSeq, a predicted model, not a curated record
AGCGGAGAAAAGGAAUCGACCGGAUGCAGAUACGAUGGCACGAUGUAUAUAUGCAUACACGCACUGUAUAUCGCAAUUUGCUGCAUUAAUCUCCCGGAAAUAUUAAGAAAGGACAGAGCGAGGCACGCCUAAUUAAAGAUUCGGACAUGCACGUACGUCAGCGCGCUGUCAUCGGCGAAGGGCCCCGGAGAGGACACGUUGUGUCACUCGCGCGUGGCUGCGACGUGGUGGGGCGUAAACGAGGAAAAACGAUGCCCGCAUCUCCCUUUGUGUCCCGUUGCGGAGCCUGCUGUCGUCCCGUCUCGCUCGCACUAUUGGCGAUUGAUAACCGGAGCGCGUAACGCGAGAGAGAAAGAGAAGAGACAGAGAGCGCGCGCGCGCGAGAGAGAGAGACAGCGCGCGCGCGCGCGUGAGAGAGUGGGAGGGAAGAGACCGAACUGGUGGAAAGGAGAGGAACAGUGUGUGCGUGUAUGUGUGAGGGCAACCGUCGCAGCUUCUCGAGCCUACUUCGUGUCGAGGCCAAAAAUAGACGAAUGGACGUCGUCGUCGUCGGCAGUGGUGAUUCCCCGCGUGCUCUCGUCCCGCCGAGAGCAGCGUAGAUAUCAGCGAUAUCGCUCCGACCGUCUCCGGAGAGGGAAGGAGAGAUGGAGGUGCUCAAGACGUCCCAGGAAAUCGUCCACGAAGGCUGGCUCAUCAAAUCGCCGCCCACGAAACUCUGGAGAGCGCGUUGGAGGAAACGAUGGUUUGCUCUUCGUCACAGUGGUGAAUUGCCUGGACAAUAUUUUCUGGAAUAUUAUACAGACAGACGCUGUCGUAAACUCAAGGGUCGAAUUGAUCUGGACCAAUGUGAACAGGUGGAUGCUGGUCUUCGAUUCGAAAAUCGUAAACAAAAGUAUCAGUACAUGUUUAAUGUUAAGACACCUAAGCGGACUUAUUAUUUGGUAGCCGAGAACGAAGCAGAUAUGAACAAAUGGGUGGAUGCGAUAUGCCAAGUUUGUGGUUUGAAAGCUUACACUCAGGAUGAAGAACAACAAAUAUUUCCAUAUGAGUCUCAAGAAUCCCCGCCAACUUCGCCCACUAGCACAAUCUCUGGUCCGUACAUUCCUAUUAGCGAGUGCAUUUCCGGUCGUCGGCUUAACGAUACCAGCUCUCUGAAUUCAACGCUUGGACAGGGACCCGAGCAUUAUGAUGCUCCGAGAAGAUUAGCCCCUUCGCCGCCUCGAUCACCCACGACGACGGAUGCAGAGAGUGUCUUCACCGACGACGAAUGGACAACACCUGUGCCCGGCGCAAACUGGGACACGCUUCCCUCAACUGGUGACUCUCGGCAACACGAGAUCGGUUCGUGGAGCGUCAGAAAACGCUUCGGCAAGCUCAGCAUCGUCGAUUCCGCGGUACCACCAGCUGCAGAGAAGUUACCAGUUCCGCCUAGGCCGCCAAAACCGCCUCACAUGUUACCCGAGAAUCCAGGUCAUAAUUAUCUGAAUCUUGACGGUGCUACCGAGAGCUCGAAACCGACUACUCCGGCGACGCCAGCGUCAACGUCUGCUGCUACGACAACGACAGCGGUAGGCGUCGUGACUGACGAGUCCUAUGAUUUUCCGAGAUCUCAUCAACCGCAAACGACGACCGAGAGUAGUGUGGCGGUCGAUCAAUCGUCGAAACAUUUUUAUUCGAACGCCGCGCCGAGUACUGUCAACGACGAGACGACCACGCCCAACGUAUUUCGCUACGAUUUUCACGAGGACGAGCCACCGAGUCCGCGCUCCGAGAGCUCUACCACGGCAACGUACUCGAAUUUACCGAGUCCUCUCGUGCGAGAUGGUUCAAGCGCCGGUUUACCGACCGCCAUGGCACCGCCCCCGCCAAUGGUGUACAGAGAAUUAAAACCUGGGAGAAAAACCAGCGAUUCGAUGUCUAUUGUAAGCAACGAGCCAUCACCGGGACCGAUAGUACCGGAUGUCAGCUCCGCCGAACAUUCCCCGGCCGAACCGCCAAGUAUCAAUAGAAAACUGAAACCAUCUUUGAAUAAAUCGCCGGUGGAAGCACCUCAUUUGCAAUUAGCAUCUCCUCCUGGCAGAGGAAGAAUGCGAGCGGCACCUAGUCCGACACCUCCAUCGCAUAUACAUACGACACGUCAUCAGUCUACGUCGGAUGAAGACAAUAACGCAUUCGAAGAUAAAGAGGAGAUAUAUUAUUACCAAGAUCACAACACAUUUAUUCCGGCGUCUAAUCGUCGCUUGGUGGUGCUGCAAUAUCUGGAUCUCGACUUGGAGGCGACGGAGAGCUUCAGUUCUUCGACAUUACCACCCGCACAGUCGCCACCGAAUACGACAGUGUACAAAACUGUGGAUUUCCUGAAAACCGAGGCUUUCAAUCGCACUCGGCAACGAGUAGAGGAAGAAAGAAAGUUGUGCUCGGACGAGUUAGCGUAAAGUACGAAUAUAUUUUAUUUGUAUUUUAUAUAUAAAUAGAUUACACACGGAUGUUAAAUACUUUAAGUAGUUAUAUAAUGAACUUUUUACUAUGAUUAUAGAUGAAAGUGGGUCAUGUGAGACCUAUUCUAUUUUAAGCAUUAGGAUUAGCAUAUUAGAACACAGUACUGUGUGAAGAUAUGUAUUCCUUUCAAUCGAAAGAUUGCAAUAUCAAACGCAGUACUUACCAAAAAGACAGAGUUUACUGUUUUUGCAAAGUGUGUCGUUUUAUCGUUUAACUAACGGCGAUUUGCUUUAAAAAUUGGCUAUGCGGUCAAAAGAGGCAAUCGAAUGUCGAAACACGUUGUAUAGCAAUAUAAAAUGGACCAAAAAUAUAAUGUAGAUAAGGAAAGUGAGAAUGAGAACAGCGGAGUGAUGAGCAGAAGUGACACUCUUGCGUCAAUUGUGACGCUGCAUUGAGGAAAAAAUCUUUUCGAAAGAAUUUUUCAAUUAGAUAAAUUAAGUAUUCAAAAAAUCGUGAAGAUUCUUAUACUUUGAUACAAUUAUAUUUCGACAUGUUUAGUUUAAAAUUAUAUAGUGUAUGUGUGCAAGGUAUUUUUAUUAGUGUUCUGAAUUUUUAAGUGCUUAAACAAUUCGAAUUUUCGGAAUGAACUUUAAAUUAUUCAGUUCGAACGCUGAAGAAUUAAAAGAUUUUUAGUUUUCGGAAUUUUCGUACAAUCGCAAUCGCACAACGAAUAACUAAAUUCGUAGUAUUGCUUAUUUUAAGAUAUUCUAUUUUUAGUUUUAGGUGAAAUGAUAAUAGUAUUUUUUAUCAUAUUGUUCGUUUUAUGAAGGUGUGAUUAGAGGUGUUUAUAAAAUGUAUUACAGAAAUAGUCACUUACUGCAUUAACAGGGUUAAAACAAUAUCGGUUUUUAUAAUACAUGUUAUAUAGAUCCUUUAUCUUUUAUCAAAAGCUAGUCUGAUAUAAUGACUAUAGAAAUUAUUGCAUGCCCCCUUUCCCUUGGUUACGAUUUUAUAAAAAAUGUUGAAAUAAGAGUGAUCUUGAAUAUACAUAUAUUGC